Molecule: messenger RNA, 1806 nt
Organism: Macrosteles quadrilineatus (aster leafhopper)
Lineage: Eukaryota; Metazoa; Arthropoda; Insecta; Hemiptera; Cicadellidae
Product: ras-associated and pleckstrin homology domains-containing protein 1-like
Exons: 9
Coding region: 1-1806 (601 amino acids)
Source: RefSeq, a predicted model, not a curated record
AUGCCUCUGCCUCAUCAUAUUCCCGACCACGUGGGUGAGACCGACCCCGUACUCCUAGUGAUCCCAGGUGUUCCAGUGAGUGUUCAUGGGGAUGGCGAAGGCUACCUCCUGAAGGAGUUUGACAUCCAGGGACAGGGAGCUUCGGGAGUGGUCGUCCCAGGAACUAAGAUCCAAGGAAGUCUGAUUGUUGCCCCAGAACUACCAGGGGCAAGAUUAAUAUCAUUGAAAGACCCUGCAUUUCAUGCUAGGAGAAGAAGAGGAACGGGAUUUAGCUACACAGCUCCUGACGGAACAACUCGCUCUGAACAAUUGGAGACCUACGUGGACCCCAGAGUAAAGGAUGGACACGCUCUUAACAGAGUCAGAGGACAAGUCUCCUGGACGUCCCCUGAGGGCAAGAGGAUCGUCCAGAACUACGUUGCUGACGGUUCUGGGUACCAUGUGGUGUGUGUGUUUUGUGUGGUGACUGUGGCUGUAGAUGCCCAGUCGUCCUCAUCUUCCUCUUCAGUCUCCUAUGGUGGACAAGCUCCAGUAACCUACACAAGAACCUCCGGGAAUGCCCAAGCCACAGCAACAGCUUCCGACAACGGAAUAGACAACAGGUUUGGGGGUUUCUCGCAGAUAUUCCCCUCCACUACUAUUCAUAUACUGAAAGAUAAGCCUUUAAAGGUGUUUGGGCUCCGUUUGAAACGAGCUACUGACGGCAAGAGCUUCUCAUUCUCGAGCUCAAGCUCCACUUCUGUAGGAGGAGCUCAACCUCAAACCUACACCUACACUAGUGGUCAAGGUACUGCAGCCGCUGUAGCUAACACUCCCUCUCCGCCACUCACGCCAGCUCAGCAGGCUUACUAUCAGCAGUAUUACCAGUCCCAACAAGCCACGAGGCCUAAGAGAGGAGUGUCAUCAUCAUUCUCCAGCUCCAGGCCAGGAUUCGCCCCUCAGACUUACACUUACACCUCAGGAAACGCCGCAGCUGUAGCUCAGGCCGCCCCUACUACUGUUUACUACACUCAGCCUCAACCUCAACCGCAACCCACGGCUGUCCGACCUUCUCGCCAAUUAGGAAGAAGAAAUGACGCCAAUCAGCAAAUUUUGCAGAGAGUAAUUCCUCCGAGCAUCCGCGCCGAGACUCCCCCAGUACAGUCAGCCCCGGCCGGUAUCUCUCAACGGUUCGCUCCUCCUACGUUUGCCCCGCCCCCUCCAUCAUCAGCACCAGCUGGCAUCUCACAAGCACAGACCUCGUUCCCUGGAAGAUCUUUGAGAAUCGCUUCUCCUGCUAGGACCUAUGGAAUUCCAACCGAAGAAGUGAAUAGUUUUGCGGGAGCUCAGGCCUUAGGCGGGGCUUAUGCACCUCCAUCUCCACCACCACCUCCACCACCACCAACCCCUCCUACUCCUGAAUAUGGACCUCCUGCAGGUAACAUUGCAGGCGCACAGGCCCAAGCUGGGGAAUUUUCCCCAGCACCAGCACCACCUCCCGCUCCAACGCGCCCAAGCUCAAGUAGGACAAUAUGCACCUCCUGCACCCCCACCUCCACCACCGCCACCACCAGCUGCACCAGCACCACCUCCUCCUCCACCCCCACCACCUCCCGCUCCAACGGUGCCCAAGCCCAAGUAGGACAAUAUGCACCUCCUCCACCUCCACCACCAGCUGCACCAGCACCACCUCCUCCUCCACCCCCACCACCUCCCGCACCAACCCCAAGCAGGAGAAUAUGCACCACCACCUCCUCCUCCACCUCCACCUCCACCACCUCCACCCCCACCACCACCACCCCCACCACCACCCCCACCCACCCCUGA